This is a messenger RNA of Sceloporus undulatus (fence lizard), 933 nucleotides long. RefSeq names its product taste receptor type 2 member 110-like. The record is from RefSeq and is a predicted model, not a curated record. Gene Ontology annotation, cellular component: membrane. Gene Ontology annotation, molecular function: G protein-coupled receptor activity; bitter taste receptor activity. Gene Ontology annotation, biological process: G protein-coupled receptor signaling pathway; detection of chemical stimulus involved in sensory perception of bitter taste; sensory perception of taste. The transcript has a single exon. NCBI's taxonomy places the organism in Eukaryota, Metazoa, Chordata, Lepidosauria, Squamata, Phrynosomatidae.
AUGGUUAGCAACUCAGCAUCUCCACUGGAUAUACUCUUGUGGGCCAUUACAGGAAUUGUAUCCAUGGCUUGUCUUUUAGGAAAUGGAUUUAUCACAGUUGUGCUGGGACAACAAUGGCUUCGAAACAGAAAGAUGCUGACCUGUGAUUGCCUCCUGAUUAGUUUGAGCACAUCCAGAUUUGUGAUGCAGCUGCUAUCCUCAAUGAACGUUCUUCUUUAUCACAUCUCCUCAGAGACACAUGUGGAUUCUUCCAGACAGGCAGUUGUGAAUGUUAUCUGGAUGUUUUUCAACAUAGCCAGUCUCUGGUGUGCUACUUGGCUAAGUGUUUUCUAUUGUGUGAAGGUCACUAACUUUGCCAAUCAUGUCUUCCUCUGACUGAAGCAAAGAAUCAACAUGCUUAUACCCAGACUCCUUGGAAUUUCAGUAAUCAUUUCCAGUAUCUUCUCUCUUCUUCCACUUGUUAAAUAUUUUGAACAUAAAAAAUCUGGCAAUCUAACAGAGAGUCUGCCAGGAAGUGUCAUCCAAAGUGGGUUAUAUCACAAACUAAUCAUUAUUUUUCUUCCUCUGCAUUCUGGUUAUAUUUGUAUAAAUUUCACCCUAAGCAUAAUUACAUCUAUUCUUUUGCUUGUCUCUCUUUGGAAGCACACAAAGAAUUUGAAGAAGAGUGGUGCUAGUGUUAAAGACAUCAGCACUCAGGUCCAUAUCAAUGUCAUAAUAUUAAUGUUGUUUUAUGUCUUCUUCUAUGUUCUGUAUUUUAGUAGCAUGAUAAUUUUUGUCAGUGAUGUUAUUAGGCUUGGAGGCACUGAACGACUAGUUUUGGACAUCUUUAUAACUACAUUGCCUUCUGCACACUCUAUUAUAUUAAUAUCGACCAAUCCCAAACUGAAAGAAAUGGCCGCUCGCAUUCUGAAUAUCAGACAGAGAGCUUCAUAA